Aspergillus clavatus NRRL 1 is the source of this 1314-nucleotide messenger RNA. RefSeq names its product mannose-1-phosphate guanylyltransferase. The record is from RefSeq and is a predicted model, not a curated record. The transcript is spliced from 4 exons. Gene Ontology annotation, molecular function: transferase activity. Bases 1 to 1314 code for a protein of 437 amino acids. Gene Ontology annotation, biological process: biosynthetic process. Gene Ontology annotation, cellular component: cytoplasm. NCBI's taxonomy places the organism in Eukaryota, Fungi, Ascomycota, Eurotiomycetes, Eurotiales, Aspergillaceae.
AUGCUUCAGGUUCCAGUGCGGGAACUCUCCAACGUGGCCUCCACCAAGGCCGUCAUCUUGGUCGGAGGCCCCUCCAGAGGAACCCGUUUCAGACCUCUGUCUCUGGAUGUGCCCAAGCCCCUUUUCGAAGUCGCCGGUCAUCCCAUCAUCAACCACUGUCUCAAGGCUCUUGCAAAAAUCCCCGAUAUCCGCGAAGUCAUCCUGGUCGGCUACUACGACGAAUCGGUCUUCCGUGACUUCAUCAAGGACUCCGCCAAGGAAUUCCCCCAGUUCCGACUCCAAUACUUGCGAGAAUACACAGCGCUGGGCACAGCAGGAGGUCUCUACCACUUCCGAGAUGCCAUUCUCAAGGGCAAGCCCGAGCGCAUCUUUGUCCUCAAUGCCGACGUCUGCUGCUCGUUCCCCUUGGUCGAGAUGCUGAAGCUGUUCGAGGAGAAGGACGCCGAGGCCGUCAUUCUGGGAACACGGAUCAACAAUGACGCCGCCACCAACUUCGGAUGCAUCGUGUCGGACUCACACACGAAGCGCGUGCUGCACUACGUCGAGAAGCCCGAGUCGCACAUCUCCAACCUCAUCAACUGCGGCGUCUACCUCUUUGCGACCGAGUGCAUCUUCCCCGCUAUCCGCAGCGCCAUCAAGCGCCGCACCACCCGCCCCCGCCUCCUCUCCUACCCUUCCUCCGAGAACCUCGAGUCCUCCUUCGUCGCCACCGAUGACGACGCCGAGAAGAACGAGGUCCUCCGCCUGGAGCAGGAUAUCCUCUCCGACCUGGCGGACAGCAACCGGUUCUUCGUCCACGAGACCAAGGAUUUCUGGCGGCAGAUCAAGACCGCCGGCUCGGCCAUCCCCGCCAACGCGCUCUACCUGCAGAAGGCUUUCCAGGCGCAGUCGGAAGAGCUCACCCCACCCUCCGCCACCAUCGUGCCCCCCGUGUUCAUCCACCCCACCGCGACCGUCGACCCGACCGCCAAGCUGGGCCCCAACGUCUCCAUCGGCGCCCGCGUCGUCGUCGGCGCCGGAGCCCGCAUCAAGGACUCGAUUGUGCUGGAAGACUCGGAGAUUAAGCACGAUGCCUGCGUGAUGCACUCCAUUAUUGGUUGGAGUAGCCGGGUAGGCGCCUGGGCGCGUGUCGAGGGCACGCCAAUUCCCAUGGCGAGCCACUCGACGAGCAUCGUCAAGCAGGGUAUCAAGGUGCAGAGCAUCACUAUCCUGGGCAAGGAGUGUGCGGUCGGCGACGAAGUCCGGGUCCAGAACUGCGUGUGUCUGCCGUACAAGGAGCUGAAGAGGGACGUGGCCAACGAGGUUAUCAUGUAA